CUAUUUUUUUCUUUUCCGCUCAGAUCCUAACGCUCAGCAACAUGCCGAAGAUUCGCGCCGAGUCGACUUCGCGCCGCACCCGCGACGAGACCGCCAAAGCCGCGUCCACCGUCAGCCAAGCCAUCCAGUUCGACAAGUCGUUUGGCCAGCAUAUCCUGAAGAACCCGCUGAUUGUCAACGGCAUCAUUGAGAAGGCUGGAUUGCGAAACACGGACACGGUGCUUGAAAUCGGUCCCGGUACUGGUAACUUGACCAUGAAGCUGCUUGAAGCGUCCAAGAAGGUCGUUGCUUGCGAAGUCGACGUCCGUCUCGUUGCAGAGUUGCAGAAGCGUGUCAUGGGCACACCAUACCAACGCAACCUCGAAAUCUUGGUCGGAGAUGUGCUCAAAGCCGAUCUGCCAUUCUUUGACGUUUGCGUUGCCAACAUGCCCUACCAGAUUUCUUCUCCCUUCGUCUUUAAGCUGCUUCUGCACCGGCCUUUCUUCCGCUGCGCCGUCCUCAUGUUCCAGAAAGAAUUCGCCCAGCGCCUGUACGCCAAGCCAGGAGACCCAGCAUACUGCCGUCUUUCCGUGAAUACACAACUUUUGGCACGCGUGGAUCAUUUGAUGAAGGUUGGCCGUAACAACUUCCGCCCGCCACCGCAGGUCGAGUCCGCCGUCGUUCGUAUUGAGCCGCGCAACCCUCCUCCGCCAAUCAACUUCCAAGAGUGGGACGGCCUUGUGCGCAUCACUUUUGUUCGCAAGAACAAGACUCUGCAUGCCGCAUUCAUGUCGUCCGCCGUUUUGGAAAUGUUGGAUCGCAACUACCGAACAUUCUGCGCGCUUAACAACACUGAGCUUCCUGAAGGUUUCGAGAUCAAGCCGCUCGUCGAGCAAAUUCUCGAGGCGUCUGGCUUUAGCGAGAAGCGUGCUCGUUUGAUGGACACUGACGACUUUUUGCGAUUGCUCGAGGCCUUCAACAACGAGGGUGUUCAUUUCGCUUAAAACGAGUUGUAUUUGAUGAUUUUUCAUGUUGUCUCUCUUCCCCCUAGUAAAGCACUACUACUACAACUCCAAAACCUC
Molecule: messenger RNA, 1061 nt
Organism: Capsaspora owczarzaki ATCC 30864
Lineage: Eukaryota; Filasterea; Ministeriida; Capsasporidae
Product: dimethyladenosine transferase
Exons: 10
Coding region: 42-983 (313 amino acids)
Biological process (GO): rRNA methylation
Cellular component (GO): mitochondrial matrix
Molecular function (GO): rRNA (adenine-N6,N6-)-dimethyltransferase activity
Source: RefSeq, a predicted model, not a curated record